This is a messenger RNA of Cryptococcus amylolentus CBS 6039, 1024 nucleotides long. RefSeq lists its product as hypothetical. Lineage: Eukaryota; Fungi; Basidiomycota; Tremellomycetes; Tremellales; Cryptococcaceae. The record is from RefSeq and is a predicted model, not a curated record. Bases 91 to 945 code for a protein of 284 amino acids. The transcript has 2 exons.
GCAUUUGUCCCGCAGCGUCUGUGCAUUCCUGGCGCGUUCCCACUCUAGACAGUGGUAAAUAUACUGACAACACCGGCCUAUGCCAGCAAAAUGACGACAUCCACCGACUCAUCCAAGACAACCGAGGAACUCGAGCUUUACGGGGAGAAAUGGAAGUCGGGUCAAAGCUCGAACGAGAUCAAGCUUGUCAGUGCCGACAAUUUCUCGUUUUAUGUUCCAAAAUACCUUCUCCAGGCCAACAGUCGCGUGCUGUGCGAAUCGCUUGAGCUGCCCGCCGAAUCCCCUCCCAUAAUCGCCUUUUCAGACCGCGAAUUCGAGUAUGGCAAUCUCAUAGCGCUGUUCCUCCUUGUCAACCAAGGCGUCGGCUUCAGUGCCGCCUUGAAGGAACUUCAUGAUGAGUACAAUUACCCAUCGCGAAGAGUCAGCUGGCUCUUCGGCUUCUUACUCUUCGCCAAGAAGUAUGACUGCCGUAUACCCCUUCGACUGUGGCACAACUAUCUAUACAACCUGGUCAGAGAGAACUACCCUCCGGCUUCGCUCGUUUGGCCCCUUGACGUGUUUGUCCUCGCCGCUCGAGCUGACUUGCCGGAUUUGUCAGCCCUGGUCCUCGAGUUGUACGUGCCUAACCCUACCGACCCCCCCGACUUGAACUUUGAUUUCACCUUUGCCGAGUUUGGCUGUCUUGCUUCCCACCUUCCGUUUGAACUAGAACAUUUCCCACGAGAGGCUUGGGAUCACCUUCCUGUGCGCUACCUAUAUGCACUUCAGCAAAGCUCAGCAAAAAACAGCAGAAACACUGAGCAGGGUGGGUCGUCAAAAGGGUCGGUGAUGGGGAGCAAGCGUCGGGCACAAAUCUUUAGGGAAGCUUUAGAUCAUGGAGGGAAGGCUGUGAAUAACGACGAAGACUUGGUGACUUCUUUGGCGUCGUCAACAAGGAGGGCAUAGUGGUUCUUGGGCAUCUGUCUCGCGUUCAACUUGAUGGAUGGUGGCUGUUCAUAUCUUGUACUUUACAUGCACUUCAUGC